CUCUUCAGUUGCUCUCUGAGCAGCUGAGAAACCCGUACACAUCACUCUUUCCUAUGCCCCAGGAGACACCAUCUUCUUCCCCCGGCAGACAGAUUUUGUGAGCUGUUUUUCUCUUCUCAUAAUUCUUGUAUUUUCAUGAAGAGAUUAAAAACCAUUGUGAGAGGCUGCCUAGAACAGGAAGGUGCUCCACAGUGCGUGUAGACCUUGAAUUGAAAGAUCCUCCAGCGCCCACCAGAUCUAAUCUAGAUCUUUGAGGUGGGAAGACCACCUUUAAUCUGGGCCACACCUUCAGCUGGCAUCCUGUAUAAAGAACAUGGAAGGAAACUAGGAAGUCAUUCUCCGGUGGAUCCCUUACCUGGUACAGGAGAAACAAAAGAUGGAAAUGCUUCAGAAAGGUGUAAACAGUUCCCUGCCCACAGGCAGAAAGAAAGAUUCCUGCACCCCAGGAUCACCGCCGCUGAGGAUCCUCCUGGUGGGCAAAUCUGGCUGUGGGAAAAGUGCCACAGGGAACAGCAUCCUCUGCCGACAAGCUUUCGAGUCCAGGCUCAGAGCCCAGUCCGUGACCAGGACCAGCCAGGCAGAGAUAGGCACAUGGGAGGGAAGGAGCUUCCUAGUGGUAGACACACCCCCCAUCUUUGAGUCAAAGGCUCAGAACCAAGACAUGGACAAGGACAUUGGAGACUGCUACCUGCUGUGUGCCCCAGGCCCCCACGUGCUGCUGCUGGUGACCCAGCUGGGACGCUUCACAGCCCAGGACACCAUGGCCGUGAGGAGGGUGAAGGAGAUCUUUGGGGCAGGAGUCAUGAAGCACAUGAUCAUCCUCUUCACCCACAAGGAAGACCUGACAGAUGAGACCUUGGAUGGGUUUGUGACCCACACUGACAACCACAGCCUGCGCAGCCUGGUCCAGGAGUGUGGGAGGAGGUACUGUGCCUUUAAUAACAGGGCCUCAGGGGAAGAGCAGCAGGGACAGUUGGCAGAGCUCAUGACCGUGGUGAGGAGGCUGGAGCAGGAGUGUGAGAGCUCUUUCUACAGCAAUGACCUCUUCCUUCAUGCCUGUGAGCUCCUUAAUGGCAGCUACAGUGAGGAUCAGGAAGCCUAUAGGUGCUACCUGUCGAAGGUGAGGCAGGAGGUGGAGAGGCAGAAGUGCAAGCUGGAGGAGCAGGAGGGCAGCUGGGUUCUCAAGGUGCUCCUCAGAGGCAAAGAGUGGGUAGCUUUGCAUGAUGGGAUUUGUGCUAGUUUUGUGUUGGGCAUAGCAAUCCUCAUUGUUAUUUUUCUGCUCAUAUUUUACAAUGUUUGAUGCUUUGCACUUGAGAAAAGCACCAUUUAGGAUUCAUUUUGAUGAAAACAUCACCUUCAGAAAACCACUCUCUGAUCUGUGAGACUGCUAAUCUGGGUCUCUUCUGUUUCUCCUUUAGGAUUCUAGUUUAGAUUAGGCAGAGCUCAGAGCCCAGGAGUCCUGCAGAGAAGGCGUGGGAACCAGAUUAGAGGAACCAGAAGGUCAGGGGCACCACAAGAGAGACCACAGUCCACAGAAUCAACUGACCCAGAAUCAAUUUACAGAGAUCAGGGAGCCUGUAGGGGUCUAACCUACAUCCUCUGCAUAUAUAUAUAUAUAUAUAUAUAUAUAUAUAUAUAUAUGGCAACUAUAUUGUACUAAGAGAGUCAAUCUCCUCCAAGGAUGAACUCCCCAAUAGGUUAUGCAAUCCCAUGUGGUCAUCCCUAAACAUAUACAUAUUAGCCACACUAAAUGAAUCAGCAGGUAGUAUUUAUGUGUACAUAUGUGCACAUGUGGGCAUAUGUGUAUAAUAAUUAGAAGAUAAGAAGUCAUGAGGUUGAGAGGGAAUAGGGAAGACAUGGGAGGAGUUGGGGGGGAUAGAAAUGAUGUAACUAUAGUUGCCAUUCUCGAAAUUCUCAAAAAAUAAAAUAAAUGUAAAAAGG
This is a messenger RNA of Peromyscus maniculatus bairdii (prairie deer mouse), 1941 nucleotides long. Its product is annotated as GTPase IMAP family member 3-like. The record is from RefSeq and is a predicted model, not a curated record. NCBI's taxonomy places the organism in Eukaryota, Metazoa, Chordata, Mammalia, Rodentia, Cricetidae. Gene Ontology annotation, molecular function: GTP binding.